Messenger RNA from Ruditapes philippinarum (Manila clam), 946 nucleotides. RefSeq lists its product as uncharacterized. NCBI's taxonomy places the organism in Eukaryota, Metazoa, Mollusca, Bivalvia, Venerida, Veneridae. The transcript has 6 exons. The coding region runs from base 117 to 749 and encodes 210 amino acids. The record is from RefSeq and is a predicted model, not a curated record.
GUUGUUAUAAUAAAGCAAACGUGUCAGUUUGUUGAAUCAAGCACUGUAAAGAGGUAUUUAAUAUUAUACCAACAGAGUAAUUUAAAGUUAAAAUAGUUAGAAAUAUAUAACUAAACAUGGAUCAAGGAUUUUGUCUGUUAAUUAAAAUCGCGAUAAUUGUUGUGAGUAUUCAUGCGGUGAUAUGUCAGAAAUGUGGUGUACAGAAAGAGGUGUCCUUUGCUAGAAUACCGGCGAUUAACACUCUGUUGUCUUUGGAUGAGUUCGACACCCACAUCGAAGGUCGGGAGAUGGGUGAGGUGUAUUAUGCCCUGCCAAAACCUGCAGCGUUCAUUCCUGAUAUCAAUUACAAAUCAACUAUUACUAAAGACCCGGGAAGUACCCAAUUAUAUACACUGGCGUCAAAAGGAGAGACAGUGGCAGCAAACUCAACAUGUGCAGCACGAAUUUUUUCAUUAACACCUGUUGACGGUAUUGACAGGGCGUUGUUCUUUCUGACAAAUUCCCUGAUACAAGCUAUGUGGUCAAGUUGUCCAACAAGGUACAUAUUGAUCAUGCGGUGUACAAACUACAAGGUUGGUCAGAAGAUAUGUUUGAUAAAAGACACAACCAUCGGUUUUUAUAUACAUGGUAAUAUGAAUGAUGCUCCACUCAUCGAAAUCAUUGAAGAUCUUUUUCGAGCUACGGGAGUGAAGUUUGGUUCCCCUAGCUUAGAAUGGUUCUUUUCAUUCGGAGAAAAUACGCUGUGUUGACGUGUGAAAUACUAAACAUUUCUACGAAGUCCAGAGAGCAACGGAGGAAAAUUUACAACCAAUGAAAACAUCAAUUUAUCUUAAAGAAACAACAACAAAAAACUCUUCACACAUUUUUCCUUCUUGAAUUUCAGUUAUUUUUGUUUAAAAAAAAAAGUAAUUUCAUUAGAACCGAAAUCAAUAAACUAUAAAACUCU